AAAUUCUGCCACAAAGAGCACGCUCGGUCCCCCAUGAAGCUCUAUCUCUAUAGCACUAUCCUCGUGCUUCUAAUCAGUCGUGGCUGCUCCGAUUCUUCCAUCAAUGUAAGCCGCAGGUUCAGUCUUGAAUUUCCGAUGGAUUACAUUAAUGGAUUCAAUGGAAGAGCUUUUCUUUUGGAGACAGACCAGAUGUUGCCCAAUUUCAGAGCUGCAUUAAGUGUUGAAGCUAUAAAUGGGAAGUAUUCAUGUUCUUUAAAUGUCUUUCUUGGGGAUGUGAAGGUAUGGAACUCUGGUCAUUACUCGCAGUUCUACACGUCUGAUAUAUGCGAGGUUGAGCUUACUCAAGAUGGAGAUUUGCAGCUCAGGGGUCCCGAAGGAAAAAUUGGAUGGCGGACUGGAACUUCUGGACAAGGUGUGAAGAGAUUGCAGUUACUUGGGACCGGUAAUUUGGUCCUCGUUGAUGCUUUGAACCAGAUAAAAUGGCAAAGUUUUAAUUUUCCAACUGAUGUAAUGCUGUGGGGACAGAAACUGGAUGUGGCUACUUGGUUAACUUCAUUUCCAAGCAACUCAAAUACAUCCUACACCUUUGAAAUUCAGCACAACAGGGUUGCUCUUUACCUAAAUUCAGGUGACUUGAAGUAUUCUUACUGGGAAUUCAAGCCUUCCAAGAACAGAAACAUCACCUUUGCUAAAUUGGGUUCGAAAGGAUUAGUUCUGUUCAGUGAAAAACACAAGAAAAUCGCGCAGAUAUCUUCAUAUAGAGCUCAGCCUUUAAGGUUUCUGGCAUUGGGGAAUCAAACAGGAAACUUGGGGCUUUAUUUCUACUCACCUGAAAAGGGACAGUUUGAAGCCUCAUUUCAAGCACUCAACAGAACCUGUGAUCUUCCUUUAGCUUGUAAGCCCUAUGGGAUUUGUACUUUCACCAAUACUUGUUCUUGCAUAAGAUUCCUAACCAAGGGAGAUCAGAACCAUGAUGGCAUAAGUUCUGGUUGUGGUAAGGGGAUUUCAAGAGGAUUCUGUGGGACAACUCAAAUGGAAAUGCUUGAAUUAAAUGGGGUCAGUAGCAUACUAAGAGAUGCUCCAGGGAAGGCUAAUAUCAGCAAGCAAGAAUGCUCGAAUUCGUGCUUGAAUGACUGCAAAUGUGCUGCUGCAUUGUAUUCCUCUUUUGUUCAGGAAUGCUACUUUUACAGAAUGGUUGUAGGGGUCAAACAGGUUGAGGAAGGAAGUGGGUUGAGUUAUUUGGUGAAGGUUCCAAAAGGAAGCCAUGGAAAUCCCAGCAAAAACAGUGUAAAGCAAUGGGUUUUGGUGUUGGUUGGUGUGGUUGAUGGGUUGAUAAUUCUGUUUGUUUUGGGAGGCAUUGCUUCCUACUAUUUGAUUCAGAGAAGAAAUAAUAGUUCUUCUCUUACUGACAAUACAUGACAUCCUGCAAUUUUCCCUUUUUUCCAUUCAUUUUUUCCUGUUUGGAAAUUAACAAAAAUGAAAAAUACAGUUAUUUUGAGAUU
Molecule: messenger RNA, 1502 nt
Organism: Rubroshorea leprosula
Lineage: Eukaryota; Viridiplantae; Streptophyta; Magnoliopsida; Malvales; Dipterocarpaceae
Source: the annotation of a GenBank genome assembly